UUCUCCCUCGAACACAAUCUAAAAAGCAAAUGAUCCUCCUUGUGUUCACAAACAACAUCCUAUCCCUUUUUUCCUCUCUUUCUUACUCUCUCUCUCUCCUCCUAACCUCAAAAGUAUAAGUCUGUAUCUACAUACAUUCAUUCUCCCCUUAUAUUUUUCUAUAAGAACCGCAACAUUUCCAACUAUACACUUUAUUUUAUUGUUAUCCAUCCAUACAUACAUACAUACUUAUAAUUCAGCAAUAACUCUAAAAUAAACAACAUCAUAAGAACACAAGCUGAUCAAUGAUGGCAUCACCAACAGAACUAAGCCUUGAGUGCAAACCUCAAAGCUACUCAAUGCUAUUGAAAUCAUUUGGUGGUGAUGUUAUUAACAACCCAACUGAUCAACAAGCCACUCAAAAGCUCCAAGAUUAUCUCACUCGCCUUGAAGAAGAACGCCUUAAGAUUGAUGCUUUCAAGCGUGAGUUACCUCUUUGCAUGCAACUUCUUACACAAGCCAUGGAAGUCUCAAGGCAGCAACUACAAAGUUGUAGAGCAAACAAUGAAGGAACAAGACCAGUUCUUGAAGACUUUAUGCCAAUAAAACAGCCAAACAUGGAAGGAUCCGAUCAAAAACAAAUCAACACUUCUGACAAAGAGAAUUGGAUGGUAUCAGCCCAACUAUGGAGCCAAGCAGGCGAUCCUAACAACCAACAAUCUUCAAUACUGCCUAAAUCUGAAGCUGAUCAUAACACUUUUAAUAAUGUUGGCAACUGCCCUAAACUUGGAUUAGACAACAAACAAAGAAAUGGUGGAGCUUUUCUUCCUUUCACAAAAGAAAGAAGCUUAAUCCAAAAUAAUUCAAGUAUUAUGGCACUUCCAGAUUUGGCUUUGGUAUCUAAUCAGAGAGAAAUGGAAGAGAAAAAGUGUACAGAUAGUGAAAAUGGAAUGAGUGGUUCAAGGAGUGAUAAUUCUAAUAAAAUUUCUAAUGUCAUGGUUGGUAAGGCUGUUGAUAGCCAAUCACCCACCACAGCAACCACCACACCCACCACCCCAACAUCCUCGCAAACUCAUCGGAAGGCACGACGGUGUUGGUCACCUGACUUGCACCGUCGAUUUGUCAAUGCCCUUCAGAUGCUUGGUGGUUCUCAAGUGGCUACUCCUAAACAAAUUAGAGAGCUAAUGAAGGUUGAUGGCCUCACAAAUGAUGAAGUAAAAAGUCACCUCCAGAAGUAUAGGUUACACACCAGAAGACCAAGCCCUAGUCCACAAACAGCAGGAGCACCAGCACCACAGCUGGUUGUCUUAGGAGGAAUAUGGGUCCCACCUGAAUACGCCACCGCGGCUGCAGUCGCACAUGGUGGCCCACCAACCAUUUACAGUACUCAUCCUUCUACUCAAGUGUCAUCACACUAUUGCUCACCAACAGUACCCCCAGAUUUCUACCCACAACCAUCAUCAGCACAGCAAGCGCUCCACCUUCCGGCCCUCCAUCACCACCAACAUCCCCAACUUCAUGUUUACAAGACUGCCUCCCACACACAGACCACUCAUAGCUCACCGGAAUCAGAUGGCCAUGGAGCCGGUGAGCGGUCGGAAAGCAUGGAGGAUGGAAAGUCAGAGAGCAGUAGCUGGAAAGGCGAAAGCGGAGGAGAGAAUGGUGGGGAUCAGAGAAACAAGCUGGCAGCAUUAAGAGUUGAAGAUGGGGAAAGCAUGAAUGGUAGUGAGAUUACCCUUAAAUUUUAGUGGGUUAUUUUAGUAAAUUAGGGUUAGGGUUUCUAACUUUGUCUUAUUCUUGGUGUGAAAUAUUAUGUGUAGCAUGGAAGGGUAAAGAGGGCAUACAUGAGAGUGUUGGUUUUGUUAUUUAGUACUAUUAAUUCCUUCGAUCAAUUGGGUGAUGUCUUAUUCACUAUCCAAUUAUAACAUUGUCAUAAAUUAAUGAGAUUUACAUAAAGGCUUUAAUUUUGCCUAUUGGU
Molecule: messenger RNA, 1957 nt
Organism: Amaranthus tricolor (Joseph's coat)
Lineage: Eukaryota; Viridiplantae; Streptophyta; Magnoliopsida; Caryophyllales; Amaranthaceae
Product: myb family transcription factor EFM
Exons: 4
Coding region: 285-1727 (480 amino acids)
Biological process (GO): regulation of DNA-templated transcription
Molecular function (GO): DNA binding; DNA-binding transcription factor activity
Source: RefSeq, a predicted model, not a curated record